Messenger RNA from Dentiscutata heterogama, 828 nucleotides. The record is from the annotation of a GenBank genome assembly. Lineage: Eukaryota; Fungi; Glomeromycota; Glomeromycetes; Diversisporales; Gigasporaceae.
AUGUCGUCCAAACUUUUAUCUGUUUUCUCUCAUGAAAUUUCAACCUUAUUAACCGAUAAUGAUGAAUAUAAUGUGACAAUUUAUGUUGGAAAAGAUGAAAGCAUGAAAACAUUUCGAGCUCAUUCGUUGAUCUUAAAAGCUAGAUGUAAUUACUAUAAAACUGCUUUAUCCAAACAAUGGGCUAAAAAAGAAGGUGAUUCCAACAUAUUAAGACAGCCUAAUAUUUCUCCAAAGAUUUUCGAAAUGAUUCUUAAUGGAACGAUUACGUUAAAUGAUAUGAGCAUAAUGGAAGUACUAGAAAUAUUAUCUGCCGCUGAUGAAUUAUCACUCACGAAUUUAUUGGAUUUUAUUCAAGAUCAUUUAAUAAAAAUAAAAUCAGAAUGGUUACAUUCUAAUAUCAUAAAUCUUUAUCAGGCUACAAUAUUACAUGCAAUUCUAUCUGAAGAAUUAGAAGAUGAUAUCGUUAGAUGUCAUUUGAAAGUUGGUAGUAAACCCAAAUUGAGCACAGAUUUACCAAGAAAUAAUUCUGUUUUAAUAACCUUUGGUUCGGGACAUUUGGAAACCGGUGAAAGUUUUCUGUUCUCAUUUGGAAAUAGAGAUCUAUUAGAAGAUGUAAAGAUUAGUAAUGUUAGUAAUGAUAAAUAUGCUAUUACUUUGAAUGACGAAGGUUAUGGUCCUUGUUUUGGCGAUAAAGAUCUUUGGAUGCGUGGUAAUUUUAGUCAGCCAGAUAGCUGUAGUUCUCAGCGAGACGAUUACGAGAGCCGGGUCACAAGACAUCAAAAAUUCUUUGUUUCCGAAUAUGAAGUCUUUAAGAUAAUUAAGAAAUAA